AUGUCCGCUGAAGCAUCGAACGCCACCAAUGGUGCUGCCUCCAAGUCUCUUGCCGCCAUGCUGGAGGAGCAACACACCCGUGAAGACCAUCAUGUCACCGUUGAGGACGUCAUCGAUGAGGAGGAUCUCAAGCACCCGCCGCCAUCAUCCCUGGUGAAUAACAACUCAUCGGCCCCUGUUGCCCCUGUCUUGGAAUCCACCACACCGGCUGAGACCGCCACCCCCUCCCCAAUCUCGAAGCCUGCCGUUAAGAAGACACCGGCAUUUGAUGUACAGUCGGAGGAGCUGUUCCCAGCACUGGGCAGUGGCCCUAAGCCCUCUGCCCCCGCGGCUGCUACCUGGGGUGCGAAGAAGCCAUCUGCAGCAGCCGCUGUGGCCCAUGGCCAGCCCGCCAAGCCAAUGGAUAUCCCCCGAGUAAUGUCUCUUCCCGGAAAGCACAUGGAGCAGCUUCGCCUUGCCCCAUCUCAGAUGCUUCCCCGCGGUCAGAUGAAGAAACCCCUGCAAGAUAUCCUCCGUGACAUUUCUCGGAGAUCCAAGGCUACUGUGAAUAUUCGUGGUGGCCCCGGUGGCUCCGUUAUCUUUGAAGGCAAGGGAUCCGUCGAAUCAGUCCGCCAGGCACUGAAGGAGGUUGCACAGCAGGUUGGAUCUAAGCAAUCCGUCCGUGUCCCUAUUCCUACCUCUGCCCGAGCUCACAUCAUUGGCCGCCAGGGUGCGGUGGUUCAGGACAUUCAGACCCGUACCGGUGCUCGUGUUCAAGUUCCCCGCGCCGAUAGCAAUGCCGCUGCCGCUGAAGAUGAUGACGAUGAUACCAUUGACGUUCUGAUUGAGGGUGAUGCAGUUGCUGCUGAGAUGGCUCGCCGGGAGAUCGAGGCGAUUGUUAAAGAGCGGGGCUCGAGCAUGAGCUUGCGCUUGAAGACCGUCCCGCCAGAGUUCUUCCCGUUCAUUGCUGGUGCUCACGACGCAGCUUUGCGCGAGAUUGAGGAGCGAACAAAGGCACAGAUCAACGUACCCCGGUACGACACCUGGACUUCGCAGCCCCCUCCCCAGGAGGCACACCCCGGCCAGGUGCAGUUCGUGCCUGUUGCCGACAAGCACAUUCUCAUUUCUGGAGAGCGUGCCGCGGCCCAGGAAGCUCGUGCAGAGAUUGAGCGUUUGGCCGCCGACUUGCAGCGUAAAUUGACCCUCCGCCAAUUGGCUAUCAACCGCGGCCAGCACCAGUUUAUUCUUGGAAACGAGGCCGACGCUUUGCACCAGUUCGUUGCGCAGACUGGCUGUGCGAUUAUUUUACCUCCUGCGUCGGACGACAGCGAAUUCCUCACAAUCACCGGUCCCGUUGACCAAAUUGAGGCUGGUGUUAACCACGCGAUGGAUCUUGCGACUAGCAUGCAAAUGGCCAGCAUUGACCUGUCCCGCCAACACCCCAACGCCCCUGCUGGUCCCCACGCUCACGCUCGUGCUCUGACUCAGUACCUGAAGCGUCGUCAGAUCAUCAAGCAACUCGAGUCGGCUUAUGAUGCGCACAUCGCUCUCUCCCCAAGUGUCGAGGGCCCUGUCGCCUGGGAGGUCUACUCUCGUGAUGGCAAGAACACCAUCCGCGCUCGUUCAGAUAUCAUGAACCUUGUUCAAGCCCACCCCCCGUCUCGUCUCCGUCAUGUCCCAGUUGACCCCUACUUCCACCCUUACCUGCGCUCUCGUGGUGCGAGCAAGCUCCAGGGUGACUACGGUGUUCAUCUCCUCGUGCCCGAGGAUAUUGACAGUCCCGAAGUUGUCCUUGUUUACGAGGGUCCCACUUCCACUGCCUCCAACUUUGAGCGUCCCUCCCCGGCGGAGGUUGCCGAGUUUGAGAAGUCCUUGCUGGAGGCUCAGGCUUUCUUGUUGAGCACACUUGGUAACCAGAAUGAUAUCGUUGGCGCAUCGGUUUCUGUUCCUGCCAAAUACCAGGAGAAGGCCCGCAAGUUCAUCAUCCGUGAGCAGGAUGCUAAGGGUGAAGACAGCAUUCCUGUGCGUGCUAUUGUUGGUGAGCCCAAGGCCUCUAAGUGUGAGAUUUCGCUGCGCGGACCCUCCGAAUCCGUCUCGGAGCUCGCUGCUAAGCUGGAGGCGUUUGUUGUGGAGCAGGAGCAGGAUGAUCUGGAGCGUGGCUACACAAACACCUUCGAUUUCCCUCAGAAGUUCGCCAACUUCCUGAUCGGAAAGCGUGGCGAGAACAUCAACAAAUUGCGCGAGGAAUUUGAUGUCGACAUUAAGGUUGAGAACGGCAAAGUUGAGGUCAAGGGCCCCAAGGCCAAGGCGGAUGCUACCCGCAUGCGUAUCAUGAACAUGGGCAAGAAGUGGGAAGAUGAAACCACCCACGUCCUGAAGGUUCCUGCCCAGUACCACCGCGAGCUUAUCGGACAGCGGGGUACCCUUGUGAACCGUCUCCAGGACCGCUACUCAGUCCGCGUCCAGUUCCCUCGGGCAGCCGCCUCUACUGACGACCAGUCCGUUGCCGAGACUGCCAGCGAUGCUGGUGUUGCCCGCAACCGCCCUCAGCAGGCGUCUGAUGAGGUCAUUAUCAAGGGUCCUAGCAAGGGCGCUGACGCUGCUCGUGAUGAGAUUCUCGGUUUGUUGCAGUGGGUUAUUGAUCACUCGAACAGUGCCACUAUCUCAGUCGCCCAGAGCCAGGUUGCUUCGCUCAUUGGUCAACGUGGCCGUGAGAUGGACAAGCUUCGGGCGGACACUGGUGCUCAGAUUGAUGUUCCUGCCGCGAAUGAUGCACCGGAUGCAUCGGGCCGUGUCCAGAUUCGUGUCAAGGGUACCAAGCAGCAGGUGGCCGAGGCUAAGAAGAUCUUGCAGCAGCGGGCCACCGACUUUGAUGCUACUGUCACCAAGUCUAUCGAGGUUGAGAAGAAGUAUCAUAAGGCCCUUAUUGGGGGUGGUGGUGCCAAUAUCCGUAAGAUUGUCGUUGAUGCUGGUGGUCCCAGUGAUGGCAGCGCUGCUCGUAUGGUCCGAUUCCCCAAGCCUGAUAGCACCGAGUCUACCAUCCGUCUCGAGGGUAAUGGAAAGAUUGUCGACAGUAUCAUCGCUGCCAUUGAGGAGUUCGUCAAGGAGCGUGCCGAUCAGGUCUCUGAGACUGUUGAUGUCCCCACUGCUCAGCACCGCCUCCUUAUUGGUCGUGGAGGUGAUACCCGCCGCGGCAUCGAGUCGAAGUUCAACGUCACUCUGGACAUUCCCAAGCAAGGCUCUGGUCGCACCGACGUCAAGCUGAAGGGUGCUAGCGGUGCUGUUGCCGAGGCAAAGGAGCACAUCCAGGGCAUGAUGAAGGACCAGCACGCUGAGACAGCUUUCGUUCCAACUCACUUGCACCACGCUGUCGCUGACAACGGUGCUUUCUUCCGCCGUCUGCGCAGUGACCACCAGGUCACUGUUGAUCAUGCCGGCAAGUCUGUACCCGCCAAUCCGGCUUCUGAGGAGACUCGCAGCUCUGCCAAUGGCACUUCUCUUCCCCUUAUCACCGAUGACCCCACUGAGGCCACAGAUGCCCACUCCUGGAAGGUGAUUGACAACAGCCUCUCUGCCGAUGCUGACACCACCCCCUUCCCGUGGGUCCUUAGUGGCUCUCCGGAAAAUGUCGCCAAGGCCCGUGCCGCGAUUGAGAAGGCUGUUGCCUCUGCUAGCCAACAGUCCGCUACUGGUUACCUGAUCCUGCCGGAUCCUAAGACCUACCGUUUCGUUGUUGGUCAGGGCGGUAGCCAGAUCAACGCGAUCCGGAAGAAGACCGGCUGCCGUAUCAACGUGCCCAAGGACCAGGCACGUGGCGAGGCCAUUGAGAUCCGCGGCAGCUCGGCUGGUCUGGAAGAAGCCAAGGACAUGAUUUUGGAGGCCGUGCAGAAUGGCCUGAACGGCUCUGCUCGUUGA
Molecule: messenger RNA, 3894 nt
Organism: Penicillium pulvis
Lineage: Eukaryota; Fungi; Ascomycota; Eurotiomycetes; Eurotiales; Aspergillaceae
Product: putative RNA binding effector protein Scp160
Exons: 5
Coding region: 1-3894 (1297 amino acids)
Biological process (GO): nuclear division
Cellular component (GO): nucleus; cytoplasm
Molecular function (GO): mRNA binding
Source: RefSeq, a predicted model, not a curated record